Molecule: messenger RNA, 674 nt
Organism: Mytilus trossulus (common blue mussel)
Lineage: Eukaryota; Metazoa; Mollusca; Bivalvia; Mytilida; Mytilidae
Product: ankyrin repeat and IBR domain-containing protein 1-like
Molecular function (GO): protein binding
Source: RefSeq, a predicted model, not a curated record
CAUUUUUAUCUCCAUGACAACAACAUGACUUGAUUAUGGGAAGUUCUUCUUCCAAGUUCCGUAAGCAUCUGAGUAAUGGAGACGAGUAUGCUGCUCUCAACCAGUAUAACAACAGUAGUGAGCUCCGUAAAGCUCUGGAUCCUAACUCUUCCUACGGAGACUCACACAAUCAUGAGACACCACUACAUUAUGCCUCAAAGUUUGCCAUGAAAAGCUUGUUACGGAUUUUCUUGUCGGAACACAAUGGAAAUCCUAACAAAACCAAUGGUAUGAAACAGACUUGUCUACACUGUGUGUGUAUGGAGAAGGCAGAACACUCACUGGUAUAUCCUGUCAUGAAGAAAAGAUCAGAAUGUCUGGCCAUGCUGCUGAAAUGGCGUGGGGCCAGACUGGAGGAUAAUGAGACGGAAAGAGUCAACUUAGGGGCUCAGGAUGAGGAACAGAACACAGCUUUACACUAUGCUGCCCUGUCUGGACUAAAACAAUGUGUAGAGAUGAUGGUUCAGCAUGGAGCACCAUUAUUUCAGGAGAACUGUGACAAUCAGACACCAUGUGACAGUGCAGAAAAAGGGGGACAUGCUGAUAUUGCCUUGUACCUAGAAUCCAAGAUGGUCUUCUCUGCAGACGGACCAGAAUUAGAUGAUGAAGACAUGUAUAUAAUGCCAGACUCUGAG